Molecule: messenger RNA, 1847 nt
Organism: Oryzias latipes (Japanese medaka)
Lineage: Eukaryota; Metazoa; Chordata; Actinopteri; Beloniformes; Adrianichthyidae
Biological process (GO): regulation of transcription by RNA polymerase II
Molecular function (GO): RNA polymerase II cis-regulatory region sequence-specific DNA binding; DNA-binding transcription factor activity, RNA polymerase II-specific
Source: RefSeq, a predicted model, not a curated record
CAACAUUCACAACUCGAGAUUUUGUGUCACCCGGAAGUUUUCUUAGCUUAGCAUGUAUGAGCCUGCAGGCUGCUGUGUUGUGGAUUCUCCGCUGAAUAGAGUUGCAGCUGCAGCAGCGAUGUCUUCAGUUCAGUCUCUGAGAGAGUUUAUCAGCGAGCGACUCACUGCUGCUGCUGAAGAAAUCUUCAGACAGUUUGAGAAAACCAUCAUCCAGUAUGAGGAAGAGAUGGAUCGUCAGCGCAGACUGCUGGAUAGUAGCAGCUGGAAAAGAAACACAAACACAGCAGACCUCCAACAGAAACACACGUGGAAGCAGAAACAGACUGUCGCUGACCAGCAGCUCUUUAACCAGGAGAGGAGCUGCAGCCAGAACCAGAAGGAAGCAGAACCUCCACAGGUCCCAGAACAGCAGGAGGAAGAGGAGAUGAGCUGUCUGCUGGAGAACAUCUGGGAACCAGAACUGGAGCUUCACAGAGCAGAUCUCCACCAGCCUCCUAAACUCAAAGAGGAGGAGUCCAGUCUGAAGCAGGAGGAAAUGGAGCUUCCACAGAUCAAAGAGGAGGAGGAGGAGGAGGAAGAUCAGGUGGCGCUGAAGACUGAUGCCUUUGAGGAAGGACACCUCUGUGACGCAGAAUUCCCCAGUCAUCAGCUUCCGCCCGACAAUUGUUCCGGAGAGGAGAAUCAGGAUCAGCAAAGAAGCAACACUGAGCCCUCCAGAUCAACCACAGCUGCAAAGCUAAGGACGAAGAACAGCAUGGGUGCAGGUACCUGUCCUCUCUCAGAGACCCAACGUCUGACAGACACCAGUGAGACGUCUGACAGGAGGAGUCCCAGCAGGACCUUCUCGUCUCAUACGUCCACGCUGAGAAGACAGACAAGGCCCUAUGAACCGGCCGAGAGUGCCUACUUCUGCCACGAGUGCGGGAAAUGCUUCAAUCAGCGCGGCAGUCUGAAAGUCCACAUGAGGACUCACACGGGCGAGAAGCCCUUCUCCUGCAGCCACUGUGGACGAAGAUUCACUCGGAGUGGAGACCUGUCCAGCCACAUGCGAACCCACACGGGCGAGAAGCCCUUCUCCUGCCAGAUCUGCGGAAAGAGCUUCAGUCAGAGCUGUAAUCUGCUGUGUCACCUGAGGACGCACACAGGGGAGAAGCCCUUCACGUGCCCAACCUGUGGGAGAAAAUUCAACCGAAGAAAUAACCUGAAGACCCAUAUGAAGGCCCACUGCUUAGAGCAGUCCCCACUCUGAAGCUCAGACGCCUGGACUGGGGGGGUUCUGAGAGAUCACAAGAUCCUUCUGUCUAGUCCAGUGUAAAGGACCAAACGUUUCAGUCUCACCAUUUUCUGUUUUAAGAGAUUCUACGCUGAAAUGCAAAUGCUUGGGAUCUAUUGGCCAUCCAUGACCAUAAGACCAUCUAAGAUCUAAAACUAGUAGAACUUUCAGCCAAACCUUUUUUAGCAUGUGUUGUUUAAGGUUCAAACGUAGCUGGGUCGUGUGCCCCUUCAUGUUACAGCCCCGACUCCAGGUUUAAUGGUUACUCGUAUGCGACACAGACGCAUUGACACUGGAACUAGAAAUGAACCUCGUUUUGAGAAUGAACCUCAUUCAGUUCAGACUCUGGUAGAUUAAGGAAGGGCUUUGAGGAACGUCCAGAAGUGACUGUAAAGGUUUCAUCUGUCUGGUGGCUUAUUAACACAAAAGUAGGAAAAUCGGACAUGUUGUCAUUCAGAUUGUGGUUGAUGUGCGUAGUUGUAUUUAAUGCUGUAGUGAAUUCAUGUGUUGGAUUUGUUUUUUGUGACUUUUGUAUUGGUUUCAGUAAAAAAAACAAAUAAAUGCAUUUUCAGGU